GCCUGCUCCAAUAGCUCUCAAUCAUCGAGCCUUGUACAAGCAGACGGCGUUUCUUCAGCCCACACGACCUUACCUAACAAUGCAAUUCCUAAGCGCACUCGCUUCCAUCACCCUACUGGUGUCCUUUCCUCUUACCCUACAUGCACAAAACGUUCCUAAUGAUUAUAUCAUUAAAGAAUAUACGGACCCUUCGAAACCCUAUCUGCAGGUCCUCGAUGCGAAAGGGAAAGUUGCUUACACUUUCGAGAAAGCGUACGAUUUCCCAUCCCAAUAUAAGAACACGGUCACUAUCGCGGACCCAUCUCUCAAACCGAUAUUUUCUAUGGUCUCGAGCGAUGACCAAUGCAGAUUAAAGACACACUAUGCCCAGCUCCGAGGUCCCGCUGCUAAAGACAACUUGCCGAAGCGAGAAUAUAAGUAUGACAAUUCACGUACAUUUGGCAAAAUUCUCUGGCGCUUCAACUUCUAUUCCGAUGGCGCAGGUGCCCGGGAAUACUACAAGUUUGAACGAAAUCGUACAAACAAAGGAGGUCGAAUUUAUAAGGUGGCCGCGGGUCAGCCUUCCCAACUGGUAGGCCUGCUCAGAUUUCAAGUUCGGCGCGAUAACUGGGUGGGUCCUGACACUGUCAAUGGGAUCAAGACUUUUACUCUUUCAUGCAUCGAUGGUGCUCCACUGCCCGAAUUGGUCACCUUGCUGGGUAUGGUCUUUUAUCGAUGCUGAACUCGUAUGAUUGCAGAACGGACUCUUUUUUUGUGUGACCCAUUUGUCUUUCCUUCAAACUAUUGGACACUUUGGUUGAAAUUUCAA
Molecule: messenger RNA, 808 nt
Organism: Puccinia graminis f. sp. tritici CRL 75-36-700-3
Lineage: Eukaryota; Fungi; Basidiomycota; Pucciniomycetes; Pucciniales; Pucciniaceae
Exons: 4
Coding region: 80-721 (213 amino acids)
Source: RefSeq, a predicted model, not a curated record